AUGGCCGUAGCGGACGACAGCGCGCUUGUAGGCGCUACCAGUCAGCUCGAUAUCAGUCAGAAUGGCUUGUCGAGGCGCAAUGGCGCGUUGCAGAGUCUGACGACCGACUCGGCGACAGUCGAGCUGGCACAGACAUUGCGAGACCCUACCGACUAUCAGUCGGAGCAAAAGCUCGCACGUCAACCGAUAGUCCAAGCUCAUGGCCAACGUGCGCUCCAAACUUUUCACGAAGCCGACCGAGACGAAGAUCUGCCGGACCGUACCUCGAUAGCACACGAUCCUCCGGAGCAGACGGGCAGAGCUGCCCCUGCUAGCACAGAGACAUCUGCCCGAGCUGACGAUCUGACGCCGGCACUUGGUCAGAUGAAUAGAAGUGCCCGACAGGAGCAGUCAGUUUCGAAGGGCAUGGUAGGCAUGCGCGUCAAAGGCUCGCCGGCCUCCUCAACGGCUUCUCAUGAGGGUCUCUCAUCGGGCUCUGCAAGAGUCAAGGCUCGCCGCAAGCUGUCUGCCACGCAGCAAGACGCACUUAAUUCUCCUUCGCCUCCUGCCGGCCAGAUAGGUUCGCCCGGAUCUCAGGCCAGCUCGUCGGGCAGCAGCAGUCUUUCCAAGCCUAUGGAGCGCCGAGCAUCCGGGCAGACAGUGGCUUCCUCGAGCGAUAAGACAGUAGUCGCAGGCGCGCCAACAUGCAUGAACUGCAAAACUCAGACAACGCCGCUAUGGCGAAGAGACGAAGCCGGUAACGUGCUCUGCAAUGCUUGCUCCCUCUACCAAAAGAUGAAAGGCGCGCCUCGACCCACUUAUCUCAAGACCGACGUCAUCAAGCAUCGCAACCGUGUCUCAAAGUCCACCGCGUCCGAAAAGAACGCCGCGAGCAAGAAGGCAGCCAAGAGCGAAGCGACCUCGCUGGAGCGUGCUGACAGCCAAGUUGGGCCAGUCAAGAAGAGCCGAUCAAAAUCUCGCAGAGGACGUGCAAGCGACGGUGCAGCGGCAGACAUGAAGUCUUCGCGCAGUCACUCGCUUCAGCGUCAGCCUGUCAGCGAUUCUCGUCCGUACCAACGUCCGCCUGGCGCAGAAAGGCCCUACGAUAAUGAUGUGGUCAUGCGCAAUGAUGAUGACGAUGACGACUACGACUAUGGCGAAGACGAUCUUGGGUCAGAGCCGCGUGUGUCACCGCCUGUUAUGUACUCGCGUGGACGAGGUCACUCUCCGCCCGGCUUGCAUUCCAACCACAGCUCGAUCUCUCGCCGUGCAGAGCCAUACCCUUCUUCGAUGACGGCUCGCGCGCAAUCCCGAGAUGCAUCUCGCAGUAGAGUGAGAGGGGAGCAUGCAGAUGACCGUAAUGGUCCACCAAGCACGAUCUACGGCAUCCCGUCGCGAGACCAGGCGAGGGCAUGGCCGGCCGGAGGGAUGUCCUCACCACCUGGUGCAAAGAGACCCGUCUCCUUACCGCCUGCAAUUAUGAAUAACUCGCCGGCAUCCGCAUAUAAUUAUCGACCUUAUACGCCUUAUUACAUGGAUGGUCAGGUCGUAGGCAUGCCUUCGAUGUAUCGUGCGCCUCAGCAAGCUGCAACGUCGCAAGUACGCUUGCCGGCUUCGGUCGACAGCCACCGCCGUCAACCGGAGAACAACGUCUUGCCGCCUAUUCGAGCACGGCAGGGCGAUAGCGCGGUGCGGCACCAUGUAUCGACUGAUGACGACCGUGGCAGGCAACGCGAGCGUUUGCCAGGCUUCCAGACCGUCUCCUCUGGCUCUGGCUCCGGCUCGGAUCCGUCCCCGACACAGCAAGCUGAUCUCGUUCAGCCCCUGUCAUCGAAUCAGGCGCAAGCACAGGCAAUGCAGCAAGAGCAUUAUUACCAUCAAGUCCAUGCGAAUCACCAGCGCGCGAUGGCUGAGCAAGUGGCGCAUAACCGCUUCGAAAGUCGUUCAUCCAGAGGCAGCAAUUCGCGUUCCCAUAGCGGCUCUCGUGGUCGAUCCGAUACAUCUGGGCGAUCACUCAGUCGUGCUAGUCAUCUCAGCACCGAGCUGACGCGACCACGAAGCACAUCGCCUGUUGACUCGGAUGAUGACUUGCCGGGACAUCCGCACAAAAGGCGACCUGCCGUCAUGGGGGGCGAUCUGCAUAUGCACGCGUCACCUACUCAACAAGCUGGCUUACCACGACUUGCUUCUCCAGAUGGCCGGGACUCCCGCGGACGAUCGGCCACUCGGCGGCAAGACCCGAGUCUAGCGAUGAUGGCAGAGCAUACUGUCAUGGAUCGUUCCCAGGAUCGCUACAUGAUCUCGCAGCAAACAGCUCAUCAUCGAGCUCUGCCGGUUCCUUACGCUCCCCUGUCCGACCCUUCAUCUGUGGGGUAUGAUCUUCGACACGGUAGUCAUGAAUCGAGCUCCGUCUCGCAUUCCGAUGAGAUAGACGCCUUGCGGACUCGCGUCGCUGAGCUCGAGGUCAUCAAUGGCAUCUACGAAAAUCGCCUCGGUCAGCUUGACCAGGCGCAACAUUCCAGCGCUGCACGCUCUCCACAGUCACAUACGAGCUCUUCCCACAGUCAACCUGAGGGCAUACAGACUGAGGAAGGGUUACGGCAAGAACUAGAGAAGCACGGCAUCUCUGGCCUGACUGGCGAAUCCGGUCGCGCAAUGCUCCGCUUGCUCUCUCAAAAGUUUGGCGUCACCGCCGGCGCUCUUGCAGAGGCGACUGCACAGCCAAACGUAUAG
Messenger RNA from Mixia osmundae IAM 14324, 2712 nucleotides. RefSeq lists its product as uncharacterized. The record is from RefSeq and is a predicted model, not a curated record. NCBI's taxonomy places the organism in Eukaryota, Fungi, Basidiomycota, Mixiomycetes, Mixiales, Mixiaceae. Gene Ontology annotation, molecular function: RNA polymerase II cis-regulatory region sequence-specific DNA binding; DNA-binding transcription factor activity, RNA polymerase II-specific; zinc ion binding. The transcript has 3 exons. Bases 1 to 2712 code for a protein of 903 amino acids. Gene Ontology annotation, biological process: negative regulation of transcription by RNA polymerase II; positive regulation of transcription by RNA polymerase II.